AUGACCAAACGCUGCCAUUAAUAUUCAUGGAAGGAGUUGACGGACCCCGACAAUCCCCCAAAUUGAAUGGGAAUCCAAUUCAAAGAAGCAAACUUUUAUAAGGGGCAUCCAAGUAAAAUUUCACUGAAGCUUGGCAUAUUCCAUUCUUCGUGGGUCUUUCUUCUCCUUAUUUAGGUUUGGUGGGCUGGCUACCACCUUUCCCAUCCAUAAACAACACCAGAGAUUUAAUACGAACAAGAGGAGUAGUUGUUGUUGUUGCUGUUGUUCGGAUUUGAAUUUUCAUUCGACACUCAUUUGGAAUCUGAAUUCUCUGUAAAAUUGUGAUUUCACUUCGCUCUCGUUUGCUACUUUCUUCUAUACGGGUUCUGGGAAAGUUCGAUUGUCUUUUUUUGGUUUAAUCGCGUUUUGAUUGGAGAAAAGUUGUAGUUGUUGUCGAGAAUGUUUAACGGAAUGAUGGAUCCCGAGUUGAUGAGGCUCGCUCAGGAGCAAAUGAGUCGCAUGUCGCCUGAUGACUUUGCCAGGAUCCAACAACAGAUGAUGACGAACCCUGAGUUGAUGAAAAUGGCUACUGAAAGCAUGAAGAACAUGAGGCCCGAAGACUUGAGACAUGCUGCAGAACAGUUAAAGCAUACACGUCCCGAGGAGAUGGCUGAGAUUGGUGAGAAAAUGGCCCAAGCUUCACCUGAAGAGAUAGCUUCUAUGCGAUCCCGUGUUGAUGCACAGAUCAGUUAUGAAAUAAAUGCGGCUGAGAUGCUGAAAAAACAGGGGAAUGAACUUCACAGCCAGGGGAAGUUUAAUGAGGCCUCACAGAAAUAUUUGCAAGCAAAGAAAAAUGUUGAGAAAAUUCCAUCCUCCAAAGGCAGUACAGUUUUAAAGGCAUGCUCGCUUAAUUUGAUGUCCUGUUACUUGAAAACAAAACAGUAUGAUGCGUGCAUAAAAGAAGGCUCUGAGGUUUUGGCAUAUGAUGUAAAGAAUGUGAAAGCUCUAUACCGGAGGGGUCAAGCAUAUAAAGCACUAGGCCAAUUAGAAUGUGCUGUCUCCGACUUAAGCAAGGCUCACGAUAUUUCCCCUGACGAUGAAACAAUUACACUGGUCUUGAGGGAUGCUGAGGAAAGAUUGGCUGAAGAAGGCAGUCACCGCAGGCCAGGUGGUUUGGUUAUUGAAGAAAUAACUGAAGAGGUCGAGGCUGUAUCAUCUGGAAAUGAUAGAAACUCAUUCAGAGAAUCCUCACCAAGACAAGUGGAUGAAAGCACAGGCUUCUCUAAGAAUAAGGGUGGGAAUGGUAAUGAGGGUGUGACAACCAAUUCAGAGAGUUUGCACGCUCUCAAAGAUGAUUCAGAAGCGAUCAGAUCAUUCCAGAAUUUCAUGUCUAAUGCUGAUCCUAACACACUGGCUACUAUGAGUGGUGAAAAAGCUGGAGAGAUAUCUCCUGACAUGUUCAAGGCUGCCUCCAGUAUGAUAAGCAAAAUGUCACCUGAUGAACUUCAGAAAAUGCUCCGGAUAGCUUCCUCAGUUCAAGGAGAGAACCAGUAUCAAAGAGGGGGGCCUGUAGAAAAUGGCUAUCGACCUGGAUCUAUUCCUUCAAACGUGACACCUGACAUGCUUAAAGCAGCAUCUGAUAUGAUGAAUAUGAUGUCGCCAAAUGAGCUCCAGAAGAUGUUUGAAAUGGCAUCCUCUUUAAAGUCAACAACAUCAGUCCCUUCAUCAUCAACUGCAAAUGAUACUAGACAGGCCUCGUAUAAUGUUUCAAAUUUGUCCGAACCUAGUGCAAGUGGUGCUAUGAAUGAAGAUAAUGUUGUGGGUGAGACUAGUUCAUCUGGUAGUUCAUUUGUGAACUCUAGAAGUGCUCCAAAAUCAAACUUCCCUACUUCAACCACUAACUUACAAGAACAGUUAAGAAACCAAAUGAAAGAUCCAGCAAUGUUGCCAAUGUUCACGUCAAUGAUGAAGAAUAUGAGCCCAGAAAUGAUGGCAAACAUGAGUGAACAAUUUGGAUUGAAGCUUUCUAAAGAAGAUGCUGCAAAGGCUCAGCAAGCCAUGUCAUCUUUAUCACCAGAAGACUUGGAUAAAAUGGUAACUUCCUUAUCCAUAUUCAAAUAAUGCUCGUUAAUGUUU
Molecule: messenger RNA, 2115 nt
Organism: Carica papaya (papaya)
Lineage: Eukaryota; Viridiplantae; Streptophyta; Magnoliopsida; Brassicales; Caricaceae
Source: RefSeq, a predicted model, not a curated record